ACCCUCCCAAUCUCACAACCGCACAGCCAUUCCAACGGCAGCAUAAAAACCAUAGGCACGACCUCGAUCCGGAAACCAGAGCGCUCGAAACCUUCACAAACCCAUUCAUUCCCUGUUCCUACACGACACUCCUCUUCUUCUCAACAGCCAUAUUACCUGCCUCCACCAGCCGAACGCUCAAGUUACCGGCCAAAUGGUCCUAAUCGCCAGAACUCGGUACAGACUAGAUACAUGUCCAUGCUAUUAGGACUUGAUACCAUUCCACGGCUACACAAUAUCUUAGCUUCAUUCUUUACGUGGAUAUUGCUCGCUGGCUUCAUCAUUUUCCCCGGAACAUUCACCUCCCUCCAAACCAACCUCUCCACAAACCCCACCAUCGACUCCUCCACCACGGCAACCGCCAUCCUCCACUCCUUCAAACAUCUCUCUUUGAUAAUCAUCGGCAGCAUCUGCUGCGGCAUCGGCGCCCUCGGCAUGAUCUGGCUCUGGCACGCGCAUUCCAACAACUACGUCUGGCUCCUAAACCGGAUCUUCCUCCCGGGCUGCCUGAACUCCUUCGCUGGUCUGAUCAGCACGUUGAUUAACGUGUACAGCCAGCAAGGCGGC
Molecule: messenger RNA, 606 nt
Organism: Mollisia scopiformis
Lineage: Eukaryota; Fungi; Ascomycota; Leotiomycetes; Helotiales; Mollisiaceae
Exons: 3
Source: RefSeq, a predicted model, not a curated record